UAGACGUACGUGAUCCGAAAAAUAACCGUCUACCUUAAACUCUUCUGGCUAAAUGAAGUGGCAGAGUGCUAGUUCAGUGUUUGACACCGCUUUGUAGACCUUAUAAACUUUUAGCUUUAAUGUUAUAUAACGUCGGAAUGGUCUUUUCUCGUCAUAACUAACAGUUUCGGAAUAUGCGGCCUGUUUAAAUUUGGCGCUGCUCGCUCCGCCGUACAAACAUUACCUCGGGCUAGCACGUUAGCUAACUAGCAUAGCCAUGCUACUGUAGCCGAGACAGCAACACUACGAAGAAUAAAAGUUUUUGUUUGCCGUCGGACUUUUCACAGAUGUGUUAAAAUGCAGGUGACGGACAUCGGAAACAAAGAAGAAGGAAAAGUCUGGCAUCGCAAACCGACACCAGUGAACGGGGUUUUAGCAACAGUGAUCCGCAGCGCUUAUCAGGCCAAGACGGUGCGUUUCCUCCAUUUGACCUUUGACACCACCGGAGACUCCUUCCUUGCAGGAGAUCACCAUGGCAACAUCUAUGUCUUCGAUAUCAGCAGGAACAGGUUCCGUCUGGUGCAGAAGACGGGUCAGGCCUGCACCGCUCUGGCAUUCAGCCUCCGUAGAACCACAGAGUUCCUGGUUGCUUUGGCCGACUACACCAUUAAAUGUUUUGAUAAAGACACGAAGCAGCUGGUGAGUUGGAUGCGAGGCCACGACGGCGCCGUUUCCUCCAUCUCCGUUGACAGUUCGGGUCGUUACGCUGUCACCACCUCAUCAGACACGGCUCAGCUCUGGGACCUGGACACGUUCCAGAGGAAGAGGAAGCUCAGCGUCAGACAGUCUGUCGGCGUUCAGAGGGUAUUUUUUCUUCCUUUUACCAACACCAUCCUCAGCUGUUUCAAUGAUGACUCCAUCUUUGCCUGGGAAAGCGACACACUGUUCUGUAAAUAUCAGCUGCCGGUUCCAGACUCUGGACCCAGGAUCUCCUACAAGGCCUUUGCCAUCACACGGGAUGGGCGGAGUCUGGUGUGUGGUGGGCGGUCCAACCUGCUCCACCUGUGGUGUUUGGACAGUAAACAGCUGAUCCGGGUCAUUCAGAUGCCGACUCAGGUCCGAACUGUCAGACAGAUGGAGUUCCUGCCGGACAGCUUCGAUGGCGGAGCCAGCCAGACGCUGGGCAUACUGAGCCAAGAUGGUGUCAUGCGUUUCAUCAACAUCCACACCUGUAAACUUCUCUUCCACAUUGGUUCCCAUGACAACGCCAUCACCUCGGUGGCAGUUGGCCCUAAUGGCAGACAUGUGGCGGCCAUCAUGGAUAACGGAAGCAUCAACAUCUACAGCGUCCAGAGUCUCACAGAGGAGCUGAAUAAGGCUCCGCCCUCACAGGUGGCGGUUGUCUCAGGCGCACACGCAGGUCAGACGCUGUUGAACCUAAAGGUCAAAGUGAGGACAGAGGUCAAGCGCAGACCAGGUCAGAGUUCAGGUAGACGGGUCAUCGGAGCGCCGGCUGAGGAUAAAGAGAAUGAACUUCCAGCUGGUCUGAGUCAGAGGAGGCUGGUGGCUCUGCUCAAGACCUUUGGACAGUAUCCUGAUAAAUACAGGAUGUUUGUGUGGCGUUGUUUACUGCGUCUCCCAGAGAACCACGCAGCAUUCAGCAGUCUGACCGACAAAGGCCUACACCCAGCCUUCAGCAGCCUGGAGCACAGAUACCCCAUCAAAAGCCCUAAACUGCACAGGGGGCUGCAACGGGUUCUGUCUGCUUUAGCUCACUGGGCGUCCAUCUUUGCAGAGGUGGAGUACCUUCCACUUGUGGCAUUUCCCUUCGUGAAGCUCUUCCAGAACAACCCCAUGCUCUGCUUCGAGGUGGUGGCCACCAUCAUUGUGAACUGGGGUCAGCAUUGGUUCGAGUACUUCCCCAACCCUCCUCUGAACAUCCUCAGUAUGGUGGAGAAUGUCCUGGCUCAUCACGACAAAGAGCUGCUGCAGCAUCUGGUGGACUGUGGCGUCACCUCACAGCUGUAUGUGUGGCCUCUGCUGGAGACGUUGUUCUCAGAGGUUCUGACCCGGAACGAGUGGCUCUGCCUGUUUGACAACGUGUUCUCCAACCCGCCGGGCUUCCUACUCAUGGCGGCCGUGGCCUAUGUCAGCUGCUGCCGGGAGCCUCUGCUGCUCUGCGCCCACAAACAGGACUUCGAGUAUUUUUUUCACCAUCGUAACAACCUGGACGUGGGAGCCAUGAUUAAGGAGACGUAUCGGCUGAUGAGCAACACGCCGGCCCACAUCCACCCCAGAACGCUACUCUCUGACUUCACACCACUGACCAGGGGCCAGUACCCAGUCUUCAACCAUUACCCAGAAUUCAUAGUGGAAUACCAGAGCCGCGAGAGGGAGAAGAUACGACUGCAGGAGAUGGAGUAUCUGCGUGAAAGGCAGGAAGUGUCGGCGCUACACAAGGAGUUUGUACGACGUCGAGCUGAAGAGGAGGCCUACUACGCACAACAGGAGCUGCUGCAGAAGGCAGAGGAACAACGAAGACGCAUCCUGGCACAAGAAGAAGAAAAACUAACACAACAGAGGACAAAGUUGGCGGCCAUGAAGAGGGAGCUGAAGGUGAAGGAGCUGCAGCUGACGGAUGCAGCCGCCAGACGCUUCCUCCAACACCAGCAGGACCUGAGGGCGGAGCACAUCCACCGACUGGAUCGCCAGAUCAGCAGGAAGGUGGAGCUCCGAGAGCGGGAGACGGCAGCGGCGGUCGAGGAUCUGGAGGUCCGACAGAUGGAGCUUGAGGCCCAGAGGAAACGGCUCCAACAGCGCCUGAUGAAAGAACAGGAGCGAGCUGGGCGGAGAGUGGAGGAGGAGGUGGAGGCGAGGAUGAGGAAAGCAGAGGAAGAGGAUGAGAGUUUGACGGAGACAAAUGUCCAGGUCCUGGAGGAGGCGCUGGCGGAGGCGUGGCAGAGGGACCUGGACACAGACUGGCAGAGGGAGGUGGCCAAGCGCCUGCAGCGGGUUGACGGCAAAGGGGGCGGGAUGAAGGAGAGGUGGGCAGAGCUUCACAGGAAGACACUGGCUGAGGAGGACAGACUGGGAGACACCAUGAGAGACAUGAUAGGACGGAAGUUGGAAGAAGAAACCAGAACCAGAGUCCAGUUAAAGGAUCGGACACAGUACACAGAUGAUCUGAAACCGACCAGGACCGGGUCCUCCUGUUCUAAUGGACCUCCUCAUGGACCCGGCACCACCACAGGUCCAGUCCUGUCCAGUCUCGGCCUGGUGUGUCUGAACAGCGCUUCACCGUCUGAGAGCAUGUCCACCAACAUGUCUCUGGACCGGAACCGGACCCAACUGGACCACGGACACAGGGAACUGCUGAAGGACAUCCGACAGCUGAGGCAGAGGCUGGCGGCCAGAACCAGAGAGGGAAGCUCCGCCUCCUUGCAGUCCAUCCACACGCUGUCCUUGGUGUCCCAGUGACUGAACCCCGCCCCCUUGCCCUCACAGACAGGAAGUAGAGAUGGACCAAGCAGCAUGAACUGGAAACCUGAGGCUGGUCUUCUCUGGUUCACACUUUUCCACCUGAAGGUCACGCCAUUCAGCCUGAGGGUCACGCCAUUCACCUGAAGGUUACGCCGUUCACCUGAAGGUUACGCCAUUCACCUGAAGGUCACGCCGUUCCACCUGAAGGUUACACCGUUCACCUGAAGGUUACGCCGUUCCACCUGAAGGUCACGCCAUUCCACCUGAAGGUUACACCGUUCACCUGAAGGUCACGCCGUUCCACCUGAAGGUCACGCCGUUCCACCUGAAGGUCACGCCGUAUGCCUGAAGGUCACGCUGUUUGCCUGAAGGUCACAUAGGAUCAUGAUUUGUAGAUUUG
Messenger RNA from Sphaeramia orbicularis (orbiculate cardinalfish), 3859 nucleotides. It is a transcript of the gene tbc1d31, whose product is annotated as TBC1 domain family, member 31. Gene Ontology annotation, molecular function: protein binding. Lineage: Eukaryota; Metazoa; Chordata; Actinopteri; Kurtiformes; Apogonidae. Gene Ontology annotation, cellular component: ciliary basal body. Gene Ontology annotation, biological process: cilium assembly. The record is from RefSeq and is a predicted model, not a curated record. The coding region runs from base 337 to 3456 and encodes 1039 amino acids. The transcript has 23 exons.